Molecule: messenger RNA, 625 nt
Organism: Aureococcus anophagefferens
Lineage: Eukaryota; Pelagophyceae; Pelagomonadales; Pelagomonadaceae
Exons: 1
Molecular function (GO): copper ion binding
Source: RefSeq, a predicted model, not a curated record
CAGCUUCCAAGCAUGCGUGAGGUCGUCCUCGAGGACGAGGUCAAGGAGGACCCAGCCCCGACCCCGGCGAUCCUCGAGGCGUGCUGCGACUCGCGCGAGUCCGUGCGCAACGCCGUCGCCGGCGGCGCGUCGCGCGUCGAGGUCUGCGGCCGCGGGUCCCUGCACUGCGGGGGCCUGACGCCGUCGCCGACGCUCGUGUCCCUGUGCCUUGGGGAGUGCGCGGCGUCGGCCGUCGAGGUCGUGGCGCUCGUGCGCGUGCGCGGCGGCGACUUCGUCUACUGCCGCGAGGAGGUCGAGGAGAUGUGCGCGGAGAUCCGGAGCCUGCGGAAGGUCGGCUGCCGCGCGUUCGCACUCGGGUGCCUCGCGGGCGACGGCGGCGUGGACCUCGAGGCGACGGCGACGCUCGUCGCCGCCGCGCGGGCGCCCGCCGGCGCGGCGGGCGGCGCCGGCGAUCUCGAGCUCGAGGGCGACGGCGACGUCGUCGUCGUCUUCCACCGCGCCGUCGACGAGGUGCUCCGGCGGACGACGGACCUCCAGAAGAUGCACCGGCUCGUCGAGGCGUUGAGGCGCCUCACGGUCAACCGCAUCCUGAGCAGCGGCGGCGGCCAGACCGCGCGCGGCGGCC